AUCAUCGCUGUUCAUAACAAAACAGCUGUUCACCAAAAUAGUUCCCGCACGUGUGCCACUCUUUUAUUUUUAUUGUUUACAUUUUUUAAGGCAUUACAUCUAAAAAUGGGUAAGCACAAGAAAACACAAAAGGUCAAGAAACAGCGAAAUUCGCAACUAAAACGCUUGAUGAAGCCAACGGAUGCCCGGAUCAAAGACCAGAUUCGUGUAAAAAGGAAGAAAGUCGAGGAUCCUCAGAAGAUUAAGUUGCAUCAGGCUACCCAGCAGAGCUCUGCCUUAUUUUUCCAGUACAACACCCAGUUGGGCCCGCCGUACCACAUCGUUUUGGACACAAACUUUAUCAACUUCAGCAUCAAGAACAAACUGGACAUUGUGCAGGGAAUGAUGGACUGCCUGUAUGCGAAGUGCAUACCCUAUAUCUCUGACUGCGUGCGAGCCGAGCUGGAGAAGCUAGGCAACAAGUACAAGCUGGCCCUGCGCAUCAUCUCUGAUCCUCGAUUUGAGCGUCUGCCCUGUUUGCACAAGGGCACCUACGCGGAUGACUGCCUGGUGGAGCGGGUGCGCCAGCACAAGUGCUACAUCGUGGCCACAAACGAUAAGGACCUGAAGAAUCGUAUUCGAAAGAUUCCUGGUGUACCAAUUAUGUACGUAGCGGCGCACAAGUACGCAAUUGAGCGUAUGCCCGAGGCGUACGGAGUGAAGGCGUAGAUCAUUUGAUUAUCUAUCAUAAGUGUAAUUUUUUAAAUAUAAAUGUAAUUUAAGCGA
Molecule: messenger RNA, 765 nt
Organism: Drosophila eugracilis
Lineage: Eukaryota; Metazoa; Arthropoda; Insecta; Diptera; Drosophilidae
Gene: Bka
Product: rRNA-processing protein FCF1 homolog
Cellular component (GO): small-subunit processome; nucleolus
Source: RefSeq, a predicted model, not a curated record